GCGGGGCCCUUAAAGCCCUGGCCCUUCAGAAGAAAGGGGGUCCCGGGGCGUCCCCUUACCCGCCGGACCCUGCCCCUGGCGGGUUCGGGCGUCCUCCCCGCGCCGGGCUGGGGUCCUUACCGGGCGCGUCCCGACCCAGUCUUCCCACCGCCACGCGUUCGCACGCGCCCCCGGGGGGACGAGCGUGGGGACGAGUCCCCGAGGGCGCGUGGGAAAGUGUUCCGCUGCGUCGAUUAGCUGGGUGACCUUUGGUCGGCACCCUCACACGGCGGAGGCUCGGUUUCCGUGUCUCUGAAAUGGGCCGGAUAAUAGAACCGCUGCGGGGGCUGGUUGAGAGCAUGCAAAGAGAAGUAACGGGCCGCGACAGCGGGGCCGUCACUCGGCACGCGCGCCGUGAAUGUUAGCUAUCCUCGGGGAUGGUGGCGGCCCCCUCCUGGCCCCGGGGCGCGAUGGCCGCGCCGCCCCGGCACCUGAGCCCGCCAUCCCUGUCCCCAGCCCCGGCCCUGGACUCGGCGGCCGCCGGGGACCUGACGGAUGCGCUGUGCGAGUUUGACGCGGUGCUGGCCGACUUCGCGUCGCCCUUCCACGAGCGCCACUUCCACUACGAGGAGCACCUGGAGCGCAUGAAGCGGCGGAGCAGCGCUAGCGUGAGCGACAGCAGCGGCUUCAGCGACUCGGAGAGUGCAGAUUCACUCUACAGGAACAGCUUCAGCUUCAGUGAUGAGAAACUGAAUUCUCCAACAGAUUCCGCUCCGGCUCUGCUCUCGCCGGCUGGCACUCCUCGGAAAGCCAAACUAGGAGACACGAAAGAGCUAGAAGACUUUAUUGCUGAUCUUGACAGAACAUUAGCAAGCAUGUGAAACAAGGAGAAGCUCUGGGUCCUUUCAUCAUAAGGGAGAAGCUUCGGAAAGCUCCAAGGACCUGGUAAAAUGAGAGCAGACAGAGAUGAGCGCUCACCUGCCACCAGGCCAUUCUCAGGCUUGUCCUAACACCAGCCUUUGAGAUCAUCUCUGGGCAAUUUAGACAGUGACACUGACUUGGUUUACCAGCUUACAGCUUAUUAGAACAGAUGAUCCACGCUAAUAUUCUAUUUUCUCUCAAAACCUAGCUUUCCUGUAAUUUAAAGUGCUUUUGUGAACAUAUUUGUAAUUAAUUAUAUAUAGUUGGAAACAGUAAUAUGCUUUUCCCAGUAUAAUAUAUUUUUGUAUGCAAAUAAAAUUUGAACUAGA
Mirounga angustirostris (Northern elephant seal) is the source of this 1229-nucleotide messenger RNA. RefSeq names its product regulator of cell cycle (gene RGCC). Gene Ontology annotation, molecular function: protein kinase binding; protein kinase activator activity. Gene Ontology annotation, cellular component: cytoplasm. Bases 417 to 860 code for a protein of 147 amino acids. Gene Ontology annotation, biological process: regulation of cell cycle. The record is from RefSeq and is a predicted model, not a curated record. NCBI's taxonomy places the organism in Eukaryota, Metazoa, Chordata, Mammalia, Carnivora, Phocidae. The transcript is spliced from 4 exons.